Molecule: messenger RNA, 1596 nt
Organism: Brassicogethes aeneus
Lineage: Eukaryota; Metazoa; Arthropoda; Insecta; Coleoptera; Nitidulidae
Source: the annotation of a GenBank genome assembly
CCAAUCGGUUUGCCAAUAAAACCUUAUAGGUACGAUCUCGUGAAUAAUUCAUGGAUUGGUAGAUUACCAUCUCGUAAAAAAAAUAAGAAACAGUGCUAAACAAACUUAUCAUCAACAAUAAAUUCACCAGCCGGGUUCAGGGCCGAAGACCAUCGUGCGUUAGUGGGAGAAGAACGCUUUAAUACCAUCUCUUUUGCCGGCUGAUGGUCAGUUUGGUUUCAGCUCUGUACAGUGUGGAGGCCGAAUCAGGGAACAUGUUGAAAGUUGUAGCCGUACUUGUGGUCGCCGUGGCGACUUUUGCCAGCGGUGCCCAGAAAUUGGAGACAGUCUACGAAUGGAAAGAGGUCGAGUUUGCUUGGCCCAGCGAGGAAGCCAAAGCCAACGCUAUCAAAGAGGGACAAUACAUUUCCGCUAAUAACUUGCCCCUGGGUUUGGAUAGGUGGAAGGAUAAACUGUUUGUCACUGUUCCAAAAUGGAAAGCUGGCGUAGCCUCGUCCCUCACCUACGUGGACUUAAAAAACAACAAUAAAUCCGCCCCCCUUAUUCCUUAUCCCGACUGGAAAGCCAACACCACACCCAAAGAUAAAGAUGCCAAAAUCGAAGACAAUCAAAUUGUGUCCACAUUCAGGGUACGCGUCGACGAAUGCGACAGACUUUGGGUCAUGGAUACCGGUCUCGAAGAUAUUCUUGGAUCUCCCAGACAAGUUUCUAAGCCUGCUCUUGUAGUAUUUGAUUUGACCACUGACAAACUUAUCAGGAGAAUCCCCUUGAAGGACUCUGUGUUGAAGGAGGACUCUUUCUUUGCCAAUGUGAUUGUUGAUGUUAACCCAGACAAGUGCGACAAGGCAUUUGCCUACAUCCCCGAUCUCGGAGGCUACGGCAUCGUCGUCUAUUCCUGGGAGAAAAACGACGCCUGGAGGGUGAAACACAACUUCUUUCACUUCGAUCCUCUCAAGGGAGACUUCAAUGUUGGCGGCGUCAACUUCCAAUGGACCGACGGAGUGUUCGGCUUAGCUCUAGGAGCCAAAGAAGACGGAGGUUACCGUACUUUGUAUUUCCACCCAUUGGCUUCUACCCGUGAAUUUUCAGUUUCUACUCAAGUAUUGCAAAACGAAACACUCGCUACUGAUCCACACUCCUAUCAUCUUUACACUAUUGAGGGUGAAAGAGGAGACAACACCCAAGCUUCUGCCUCAGAUUUCGAUGAAAAAUCAAACGUACUUUUCCUAACUCAACUCAACAGAGACGGUUUGGCUUGUUGGAAUCCAAGAAGAAAAUUGACCUCCGACAAUCUCGAACUGGUUGCUUCAGAUAAAGAAGAAUUAGUAUUUACCAACGACCUUAAGGUCGACAGGGAAAGAAACCUCUGGGUUUUAUCCGACAGAAUGCCUGCUUUCAUCUACAGAGGUUUGGAUCCAAACCAAAUCAACUACAGAAUAUUCAAAACAAAAGUAGAUGACAUUAUUGCUGGAACUAAAUGCGAAGCUUAAGUGAUUUUUAAUAUUAUUUUUUACUAUUUUAUUUCCUGUACGUGUUUAUGUUAAAAUUUUAUGUCGAGAAUGUUUACUGGUGAAACUAAAUAAAUAAAUAAAUUUG